AUGCUGUUGAACCCCAUCGCGCGACAGACAUUCGUCGAUCUCGGCUACGAGGACCAGGCCUGCAAGAAGUUGCGGAACGACAGCUUCGAUGACGAGUUCCUUGUCUCGAGGGUUCUCUUUCUUACCACGUACGGCACCAAGAUUGACUUGCUGGCCCUUGUUCAGAAACACCGGCUGGCGGAGACUAUCAUUGAAAACCUUUCCAAGCACGCCAAAUUGCUGACGAAUCGCCAACCAAAGGCUCCGAUCGACCCCAUGGAGGACAUGGCGCUGAAUGAGACUUUGAAAUUGCUUUUCAACGUCUCGCAUUAUUGCCCCUCUGAGGUAGAUGCUUUCACGGGUUGCAUACCACACAUCAUCGCCUUGCUCUGGAAACACGACGUGCCUCCCAACAGGCCCCUCGAUCCACCGUUUAACGCCCUCGUCAACGCCCUGCUUGAUCUGAAGCUAGAGGACAAGGAUAUCCAAGCCUCUGUAUACCCUAAGGCUGAACCCAACAUGCUGGCAGAGCGCUUGAUCGAGAUUCUGGACCCAGCAUUGAAAACCUAUCCAGACAACGAACUCGAGCAGCUUGUAACUCCGCUUGUCGGUGUCCUGCGCCGGGUCCAUGAUGGUGCUCCUGAAGAAGUCAAGAAGUAUGUCAGGGACACUCUUCUUCCAACUGAGCAGGACAGGAAAGAAGUUCUCGGCCGCGGUACAUCCCUAACGUCGCGGCUGUUGCGCAAUUCGACGAAUCCUUUGACUCCUCAUCUGCGCGAGGCCAUCUCAUUUCUGCUCUUCGACAUGUCAGACAAGGACGCAUCCAAGUUUGUCGAGAACGUUGGGUAUGGUUUCGCAUCGGGCUUCCUCUUUCAAAACAACAUCCCAAUCCCGGCGAAUGCAUCCGAGGCGUUUAGCACCGGCGAGGCUCAGAAGCCAGUCAACCCUAUUACUGGACAGUUUGUGGAAUCUGAGAAGCAUGUGGAGGUUCCGGAGAUGUCGGAGGAUGAGAAGCUGAGGGAGGCAGAGAGGCUUUUCGUACUGUUCGAAAGACUCGGCAAGACGGGCAUUGUUGAUGUGCAGAACCCGGUCGAGAUGGCAGCAAGAUCAGGGCAACUUCACGACUUUGGCGACAAGCGGGUGGAGGAGGUCGAUGACUGA
Molecule: messenger RNA, 1140 nt
Organism: Colletotrichum higginsianum IMI 349063
Lineage: Eukaryota; Fungi; Ascomycota; Sordariomycetes; Glomerellales; Glomerellaceae
Product: Guanine nucleotide exchange factor synembryn
Exons: 2
Coding region: 1-1140 (379 amino acids)
Biological process (GO): G protein-coupled receptor signaling pathway
Cellular component (GO): cytoplasm
Molecular function (GO): G-protein alpha-subunit binding; guanyl-nucleotide exchange factor activity
Source: RefSeq, a predicted model, not a curated record